Carassius auratus (goldfish) is the source of this 4232-nucleotide messenger RNA. Its product is annotated as endoribonuclease ZC3H12A-like. Bases 183 to 1925 code for a protein of 580 amino acids. Gene Ontology annotation, molecular function: RNA endonuclease activity; metal ion binding; mRNA binding. NCBI's taxonomy places the organism in Eukaryota, Metazoa, Chordata, Actinopteri, Cypriniformes, Cyprinidae. Gene Ontology annotation, biological process: 3'-UTR-mediated mRNA destabilization. Gene Ontology annotation, cellular component: cytoplasmic ribonucleoprotein granule; nucleus. The record is from RefSeq and is a predicted model, not a curated record. The transcript has 6 exons.
AUUAAAACACGUCAUAAAACACAGGAUCGGUGCUUUCUAGCACACACAUAUACAACACCGGCCUGAUCACUAGGAGAAUAUGACGUAUUCAGAAGCAAGAACAUGUCAGAGCUGCAUAUGGAUGACACUGCAGCUCUUACACUGAAAAACCUCAGAACAUCACACAUCCAACAUACAACGGGAUGCAGUCGGGGUGUUACCAUCAACCUGCUGUCCUGGGCCAAGAUGGACCUGACCUCCAUGACCUGCAGAUGAAGGUCAACUUCUUCCGUAAGCUGGGUUACUCUCCACAAGAGGUGAAGGCCGCCCUGAGGAAGCUCGGCCUGGGGACAGACACCAACGCGGUGCUCGGGGAGCUGGUGCGUUCAGGGGCGAAGGCCGUGCCCUCUUCUACCUCAGACAGUGAUGAUGGUGGGCCCCAUCGGGAAGGAAGCUCAUCUAGGGGACAGGACUCAACGCUGGAGGACAGCACUGAACCCGAAAGUGACCUGAAACCUAUUGUUAUUGAUGGCAGCAACGUGGCCAUGAGUCAUGGGAACAAGGAAGUGUUUUCUUGUCGUGGGAUUAAGUUGGCAGUUAAUUACUUCCUUGACCGAGGACACAGGCAUAUCACUGUGUUUGUGCCUUCCUGGAGAAAAGAGCAGCCCAGGCCUGAUGUACCUAUUUCAGAUCAGCAUAUUUUGGAAGAGCUGGAAAGGAAAAAGAUUCUUGUAUUUACACCUUCACGAAGGGUCGGAGGAAAGCGUGUGGUCUGCUACGACGAUCGCUUUAUUGUCAAAUUAGCUCACGAUCUGGAUGGGAUUAUAGUGUCGAACGACACAUAUCGUGAUCUGCAAAGUGAACGUCCAGAUUGGAAACGUUGCAUUGAGGAGAGAUUGCUUAUGUACUCCUUUGUUAAUGACAAGUUCAUGCCACCUGAUGACCCUCUCGGCCGUCAUGGACCCAAUUUAGAUAAUUUUCUUCGGAAAAAGGUGAUCAUGGUUGAACCCAAGCGACAGUUAUGUCCAUAUGGGAAAAAAUGCACAUAUGGGAUCAAGUGCAAAUUCUACCACCCAGAGCGAACAAACCAGUCACAGCGUUCUCUAGCCGAUGAGCUUCGAGAGAAUGCCAGGCUAUCUGGUUCAAAAGAGGACAGCAGAGUAACUGGGCCACUAAGAGGCGUGUACCCAAGAAAUGACCCUGGUUUUGGGUCCUGCUCACCCUCCUUGGAGCAAGAACUGGAAGAAAAGCUCAACUUGGAUCCCAAGAGCUGUGAUGGUAGGGAUGUUAUGCUCCAGUACUGGGAUGACAUUUUGUCCACAAAAAAGCCUUUGUAUACAGCCACAAUGGGACAACAUGGUGUUUCGGCAGAAAGAACCAGUCUGCUAACACCUUACCAAACAAACCCUUCCUCUAUUUUCAGUUCUGACUCAGGGCUUGGAUCCUACCAAAGCCAGUUUUCAGAUCCAUCACAGAGUAUUGAGUUGCAUAGGAUGAGAUCCAAUCAUUCACCGAUGUCAGGUAACCCUGGUGUACCUGCAGGUGGUCAGUGCUACUAUGACAACAUGAGUCCUUACUACAACCAUCAGCCCAACUUUGGUGCCUGCAGCUCCCUACCUCUGCCUAACCCUGUCCAUCGUUACAGUCAUACUACUUACAGUGAUAGGUCUUACCCUUAUUUCUUACCACAGGCAACUAGUUUACCCGAACCUUUCCCCUGUCCUAGCUCGCCCAUGUCUCAUGGUGUCUAUGGAAGCCAUAAGCACUCUGGCAUGCCAAAGUCCAAUGCUUUCCAGGAAGAAAGAGAGGAGGUCAGGAAGAAGCUUCAUGCAAUUUUUAAUCCGCAUCAUGUAAACAAAGUUUUGGAAAUGUUCCCGCAGCUGAAAGAUGCGCAGCAGUUGGCGGCAGAGGUUCUCAAACUCAAGUCCAAGGGAGAGUUCUUCUGAUUCAUUGAAACUGUGGGAUCAUAAAAAAGACCGCAUGCCAAACUUUUGAAAAGAAAGAGUCUCUAUGCUCUCAGAAAAAAAAAAAGUGCAAAUACUGUACCUUUAGGAGUACUACUUUGCUCGUAAAAGCUUUGUAGUUGUACUUAGUAUUAAAGGGACCUAUUAGUAGUGGAAAAUGUUCCUAUUACAACUUUAAGGUACUAGAAAAUACCUUUUAGAGGGAGGUAAGAUACAAACUUGUCAAUUUAGUGGUACAACAGUUUGUCUUUGGGGAUCUCCCCAAACUUUGUACCUUUUAUCUUUAAAAUUUCACAGUAGUACUUUAAAGGUACUAAUUACUACUCUAAGGUAUUAAUGUGCACAAUUGUUAGGGGUAGAUAGGGUACAAACAUAUCCUUAUAUGGGUAUCAUAGUAGUUAUUUAAAGAUACCCAUUACAACUCUAGUAAUAUGCACCUUUUAGGAGUAGAUAAUGUACAAACUUGGCCCUUUAGGGGUGCAACAGCUUGACACUGGGACCUUCCCUGAACUUUAUACUUUUUUAUCACCUAGAUUCAUAGUAGUACUUUUAAAGGUACCUAUUACCACUACUUUUACUUACUACUACUUACUACCUAUUACUAAUAUGCACCUUCGAGGGGUUGAUAAGGUAAAAACUUGUCCAUUUAAGGGUACUGCCCCAUUGACAAGGUGUUGUACUUCUAAAUGUACAGUUAUUUCAAUUGUACUUUUAUUUUUGCAGCUUUGAUUUCUCUUUUCUGUUUUGUGCUCUUUGAAGUCUCCAAAACCUUAAUGACUUAUCACAUAGUACUUGUGGUAACUCUGUAUGACUACGAAGUCAAAUGUGUGUCUAGAUAUUUUUUAAGAGGUUGAUGCAAAUUGCAUCAAUUGUUGCUCCUAACGUGUAGCAAACUGUACAGUACCUUGGCUCGAAGGCUACAGAUUUGGUUUUGAACAGAACCUAAAAUGUAAUUUGAGCAGUCUAAAUAUAGACAUAUGUAAUUGCAGUCAAGGAACGGACCUGUUUUAAAUGUUAAGAGUAAUUUUGUAGUUAGCAUGUCUGCCGCCAAUUGUUCAUUCAAAUCAGCUCCACCACAGAAUCGCUUAAAAUAAUAGUAGGUGUGAUUCCUUGUCUCCUGCACUCUUUUCAUUGUAUUUCUUUGUUUGGGUUAAUAGGGGUGGGAAUCCCCUGAUUGAUUUUUAGUACAAUACUUACUUCAAGCACUGUGAUUUGACUCUGUGGUGAAUUGCAUUUUGAAAACUUAUCACAGAGCUGGACAUCAUAUUUCAUUGUGCUUCAAUGUUAUGUUUCAUAUCAGUUUGGUUCUGCUACUAUUUGAUCAUUUAAAAUGUACAAAUGACAUCUCACGUCUUUCCUUCUAUGCAAAACUGACUUCCAUCAUCGCAUUGUUCUUUGCACAAAUUAGUCAUGAUUUUACUUUUAAGCUGUGAAAAAAAAAACAUUGACAUAUAUAAUAAAAUGCAUACAAAGACAUUUCCCAUGCAACCAGUGACACCAUAAUUAGUAAAUGACAAACACAAUCUUCAUUAACCUUUUUAUAAUAAACAUGAAUAAGGGAAUAUGCACAUUUCUUAUGUGUUCACUUUAUUGGUUUGAAAAUAACUUGUAGUUUGAAUAAUCCUGCAGAUAAAUUUUGCAAUCCUAACCAAGUUUUAAAGUAUGCACAUACUGUAGUCUCUAAAUUAAUAUGAGCUGUAAAAACACUACAUACAUCAUAGUUAUUAAAGAAGGGAAGAAAAAAGCAUGUUUUUAACAGUUUUAGAUAAACUACAUACCAAGGAAUUCCACAUACAUGAGUGUUUUAUGUUAACUAAAUAUUAACACGCUGGGAAACCUGCUGUUGUCACGACAUAAGAUGUUUCUGUGAAAUAGUUUCUGUUUUGAUUUUAAUUGUGACUGAUGGCUCUGUUUUAUCUGGCAUCCGAAGUAUGUACUGAAACUACAAUCCAUUUUAAUCCAUGACUUAAACACACCUUCAUAAUUCCACAUGUUUGGUGCUAUUUGUUUCUUUAUUAAAUUGUAUUAUUAUAACUACAGAUUUCAAAGAACUGUUCAUCUGCCUGAUGGCAAUGAUGAUUUGCAUGAAUAUAAUGCAUGUGGGUAAAUGUGUUUGCCAAUGUUAUUUUUGCCUUUACUGCUGAAAGCCGUUUGCAAUGGAACUCUGUUAUAUAAAUAUAAUUGUUGUGACACGAACAAUUGUAUCUAUGACUUAUCCACAUUAUUUACAAAAGGAUGUCGAGUAUGACAGUUUAUUUGAUUUGAAUAGUAAAUCUGGGGAGAUCUCUG